Molecule: messenger RNA, 875 nt
Organism: Lepisosteus oculatus (spotted gar)
Lineage: Eukaryota; Metazoa; Chordata; Actinopteri; Semionotiformes; Lepisosteidae
Gene: ela3l
Product: elastase 3 like
Biological process (GO): proteolysis
Molecular function (GO): serine-type endopeptidase activity
Source: RefSeq, a predicted model, not a curated record
GAAAGCAAUCAGAAUGAUCCCAAUUGUGCUGGCUUCGGUUCUCUUUGCAAGCGCCUAUGGGUGCGGCGUGCCUUCCAUUGAGCCUAUGGUGUCGAGAGUGGUGAACGGACAGGAUGCCCGACCAUACAGCUGGCCUUGGCAGAUUUCCCUACAAUACCUGAAAAAUGAUGAAUGGAGGCACACCUGUGGAGGCUCCUUGAUUGCCACCAAUUGGGUCAUGACUGCCGCUCACUGUAUCAACAAGGCCUUAACCUACAGAGUGGUAGUUGGGAAGUACAAUCUUUUGAUGGAUGAACCUGGAUCCAAGGCUAUCAUGGCAGAUCAGAUGUUUGUGCAUGAGAAGUGGAAUCCCAUUCUGGUGGCUUUGGGGAAUGACAUUGCUCUGAUCAAACUUGCUGAGCACGUUACGCUUAGUGACCAUAUCCAGCUGGCCUGCAUCCCCCCGUCUGGGGACAUCUUACCCAACAACUACCCCUGCUACAUCACUGGCUGGGGCAGGCUCUACACUAACGGCCCCAUUGCUGACAAUCUGCAGCAGGCCCUGAUGCCCGUGGUGGACCACGCCACCUGCUCUCAGCCUGACUGGUGGGGCAUUGCCCUGAGAACCACCAUGGUCUGUGCUGGUGGUGAUGGCAUUGUAGCUGGUUGCAAUGGUGACUCUGGUGGCCCCCUGAACUGCAGGAACGCUGAAGGUAUCUGGGAAGUCCACGGAAUUGCCAGUUUUGUCUCUGGUUUGGGCUGUAACUACGAGAAGAAGCCAACUGUCUUCACUCGUGUUUCAGCUUUUGAUGACUGGGUCGACCAGAUCAUGAGGAACAACUGAAAUCAGCCUGAGAUAACUGUCUCUGUCUGUGCAAUAAACACCUGCAAAUCAA